AUGGCUGUAACAAGGCUCGACAGACUGUUCAUUUUGCUGGACACUGGGACGACUCCGGUCACCAGGAAAGCGGCAGCGCAGCAGCUCGGAGAAGUAGUGCGGCUCCACCCACACGAGCUGCACAACCUCCUCGCAAAGGUUUUGACGUAUCUCAGGAGUCCAAACUGGGACACUCGAAUUGCAGCAGGUCAAGCGGUGGAGGCCAUCGUGAAGAACGUCCCGGAGUGGAACCCUGCGCCCAGAGCCAAAGACGAGUUGUGCGAGGACUUGUCUCCGGAAGAAUCCUCCUGUGAUCGGCUGUGUUUCCUAAACUUUGACAUUUCUAGAUUACUCAAACACGGGGCGUCGCUGCUGGGGUCCGCCGGAGCAGAGUUUGAGCUGCAGGAUGACAAAACCGCCGAGAUGGACCCGAAGGAGCGUCUGUCGCGUCAGAGGAAGCUGCUGCAGAAGAAGCUGGGGCUAGACAUGGGCGCGGCCUUCGGGAUGGACACAGACGAACUGUUUAACGACGAAGACCUGGACAACAGACCCCAGAGCCGGGGGGCCGCGGGGAGCAGCGCCCGCAACCACGUGCCAAUGCCAGCGGCCGAGCUGAUCGACUCGGAGUUCAGGCCCGGAAUGAGCAACAGGCAGAAGAACAAAGCAAAGAGAAUGGCCAAACUCGUGGCUAAACAGAGAUCCCGAGACUUGGACCCGAACGAGAAGAGUAACGACAGCUUUGAGGGCGAACCUGAAGAGAAACGAAGAAAACUGACCAACGUUGUGAUCAAUCAGCCCGCCACGGACAGCAAGGUUCUCAUCGACAUCCCAGACAACUCCUCCAUUUCAGAAGAAACCAGCGAGUGGCCCCUGGAGAGCUUCUGCGAGGAGCUCUGUAACGAUCUGUUCAACCCUUUGUGGGAAGUGCGCCACGGUGCUGGUACUGGCCUUAGAGAAAUUCUCAAGUCCCACGGAGCAGGAGGAGGGAAACUAGUUGGAAGCACUGCUGCCCAGAUGUCGCGUCAGCACCAAGAGUGGAUCGAGGACCUGGUCAUUCGACUGCUGUGCGUCUUUGCCUUGGAUCGGUUUGGAGAUUUUGUGUCGGACGAGGUGGUGGCACCGGUGCGGGAGACGUGUGCGCAGACCCUGGGCGUGGCCCUGCGUCACAUGACCGAGGGGGGCGUCUCCCUGACGGUGGAGGUGCUGCUGAGUCUGCUGAAAGAGGCGCAGUGGGAGGUCCGCCACGGGGGUCUGCUGGGCAUAAAGUAUGCUCUGGCCGUGCGGCAGGACCUGAUCUCGUCGCUGCUCCCUCGGGUGCUCCCCGCCGUCACCGUGGGGCUUCAGGACCUGGACGAUGACGUCAGAGCGGUGGCGGCGUCUGCGCUUAUCCCUGUGGUGGACGGACUGGUGCAACAGCUGCCCACCAAAGUGCCCUUCAUCGUGAACACUCUGUGGGACGCUCUGCUCGACCUGGACGACCUGACCGCCUCCACCAACAGCAUCAUGACUCUGCUCUCUCGCCUGCUCACCUAUCCCCAAGUCCGACAGAGCAGCAUGCAGGAGUCUCUGACAGUCUUGGUCCCUCGGGUCUGGCCUUUCCUGAGACACACCAUCUCCUCGGUGCGAAGAGCCGCUCUGGAAACUCUCUUCACGCUGUUGUCUAAAGCAGACCAGAACUGUUCCAUUUGGAUCAACCCCAUCCUUCAGGACAUGCUGCGCCACAUUUUCCAGUGUUGUAUCUUGGAGAGUAACGAGGAGAUCCUGGAGCUGGUCCAGAAGGUCUGGAUGGAGCUCCUGUCUCGGGCUCCUCAGCAGUUUGUGGUCGCAGCCAGCUGUCCCUGGAUGGGCGCCUGGCUGUGUCUCAUGAUGCAGGCCUCUCACAUCCCCAUCGACCUCAACAUGCUGCUGGAGGUCAAGGCUCGCAAGGAUAAGUCUGGAGUGAAAGCCCGUCAGGGAGGAGCUCCGGUGAAGGAGACGGUGCAGGAGUACAUCGCAGGAGCAGAGACGGUGAACGACGACUCCCUCACCAGAGACUACAUGGUUAUGAGGGCGCGGCUCAUGGCGGCCAAGUUGCUUGGAGCCCUGUGCCGCUGCAUCUGUGACCCGCAGUUGAACAGCUCGUCUCAGGAGAUGCGUCCGGCCGAGUCUCUGGGGCAGCUGCUGCUUUUCCACCUGAACUCCAAGUCCGCCCUGCAGCGAAUCGCCGUGUCCCUGGUGCUGUGCGAGUGGGCCGCCACGCAGAGAAACGCUUCCCCCUGCGUGCAGAACUGUCAGCUGGUGAUGUCCAUGGUGCAGCCCCGCCUCCUCGCCAUCCUCUCGGAGCAUCUGUACUACGACGAGAUCGCCAUCCCCUUCACCCGGAUGCAGACGGAGUGCAAACAGCUCAUCGCUCUGCUCGCCGACGCCCAGAUCGACAUCCAGGACCGGAUCAACUGCAGCGUCUUCACCAUCGACCAAGCCAGCGAACUGGUGUCUUCCAUCUUCAGCGAGAGCACGUCUGCGCUAAGCCCCAAACACAAACAGUGGCAGUGUCUGGACAGUAAGCGGCAGCAGGCCCAGGCCACGGUCACAGAGACUCACGCCAUGUGGCACGAGCUACACCUGCGCGUGCACAUGUUCACGGCCUGCGCGGUCAUCAACCUGCAGGCGCUGCCCGACAAGCUCAACCCGGUGGUGCGGCCGCUCAUGGAGGUCAUCAAGUACGAGGAGAACGCUCUGAUCCAGGGCUACGCCGCCUCGUUCAUCGCCAAACUGCUCCAACAGUGCGCCGGCCGCUCCCCCUGCCCCAACUCCAAGAUCAUCAAGAACCUGUGCAGCUCGGUCUGCGUGGACUCUCGCUGCACGCCCUUCUCCGAUACGCCCGUGUCUCCGCCCAAGGGUAAUUUCUUAGAAAAAGACGUCAUGAAUCACACGGUGACCAAAACUCACGGCAUCAUCACUUUGUACAGACACCAAAAAGCCGCGUUCGCCAUCACCAGCAAAAGAGGCCCGGUCCCCAAGUCCCAGAGGCCCCAAAGCUCUGAGCUCCCCUCGGGCAGCAGCCUCAGCCCCGACACCGACGAAAGCAGUAAAUCGUGUCUCAUUCAGCGAAGAGGAGCAGAGUUCUCACUGACCACCAUCUCCAAACACUUCGGGGCCAAUCUCACAAAGUCUCUGCCAUAUCUGUGGGAAAACACUGUCGGACCUCUCCGGAACGUCGCCAAGGACAACCACCAGAUUAACCGAGUUGUCGAGUUGGAAAAAGGAGAUGAAGCCGCUCAAGAACUGGUGAACUCUCUUCAGGUGCUGGAGGUUCUGGCACCAGCGAUGUCUGCAGAAUUCAAAGCUUUGCUCCUGGAGCAGCUGCAGCACCUGUUCACCUGCCUGCAGCACCCUUACACAGCCGUGCGCCACAUGUCUGCACGUUGUGUGGGCGCGCUCUGUAAGAUCUCCAUGUUGGAGACCAUGAACUGUUUCCUGGAGAGAGUCCUGCCCUGGCUCGCGGCCAUCGAGGACUGCACCAAACAGGAGGGCGCCAUCGAGGCUCUGGCCUGUGUGAUGGAGCAGCUGGACGUGGACAUUGUGCCGUACAUCGUGCUGCUGGUCGUCCCGGUGCUCGGCCGCAUGAGCGAUCCCACCGACAGCAUCCGCUUCAUGGCCACGCAGUGUUUCGCCACGCUCAUCCGCCUGCUGCCUCUGGAGGCCGGUAUCCCAGACCCUCCCUCCAUGUCGGACGACCUCAUCCAGCAAAAGGCUCGAGAGAGAAACUUCCUGGAGCAGCUUCUGGACAGCAGGAAACUGGAAAACUACAAGAUCCCAGUGCCCAUUAAAGCCGAGCUGCGCAAGUACCAGCAGGAUGGAGUAAACUGGCUUUCCUUCCUCAACAAAUACAAACUCCACGGGAUCCUAUGUGACGACAUGGGUCUGGGCAAAACCCUGCAGUCCAUCUGCAUCCUGGCCGGAGACCACUACCUCAGGAACCAGGAGUACUCCAGGACCAAAGCCGCUGACAGCAGCCCCCUUCCCUCCAUCGUGGUGUGCCCCCCCACACUCACGGGGCACUGGGUGGACGAGGUGGGGAAGUUCUGCUCUAAAGAGUUCCUCCAUCCCCUGCACUACACCGGGCCGCCCACAGAGCGCAUGAGGUUGCAGUAUCUGGUGAAGAAGCACAACCUCGUGGUCGCCUCGUAUGAUGUCGUUCGAAACGACAUCGACUUUUUCAAGAAUAUAAAGUUUAAUUACUGCAUCCUGGACGAGGGCCAUGUGAUCAAAAACGGGAAAACCAAACUUUCCAAAGCGAUCAAGCAGCUAGCGGCAAACUACAGACUGAUUCUGUCCGGAACGCCGAUCCAGAAUAAUGUGCUGGAGCUUUGGUCGCUGUUUGACUUCCUGAUGCCCGGUUUCCUCGGCACAGAGAGGCAGUUUGCGGCUCGGUACGGGAAGCCCAUCCUGGCCAGUCGGGACGCCAAGAGCUCGUCUCGGGAGCAAGAGGCCGGUGUGCUGGCGAUGGAGGCUCUGCACAGACAGGUACUGCCGUUUCUUCUGAGGAGGAUGAAGGAGGACGUGCUCCAGGACCUGCCCCCGAAGAUCAUCCAGGAUUAUUACUGCAACCUGAGUCCACUGCAGGUUCAGUUGUACGAGGACUUUGCUAAAUCUCGAGCCAAAGCCAGUGUGGACGACAGCAUUUCAGUGUCUGCGGCUGAAGACCAGGACAAACCCAAACUCAAGGCCACAGGACACGUGUUCCAGGCUCUGCAGUACCUGAGGAAGCUGUGUAACCACCCCAGCCUGGUGCUGACGCCCCAACACCCCGAGUACAGACGGAUCACGGAGCAGCUGUCGUCGCAGAACUCUAACCUCAGAGACAUCCAGCACGCGCCCAAACUCUCUGCCCUCAGACAGCUCCUUCUGGACUGUGGCCUGGGUGGAGGAGGCUCUGCAGAGGGAGGGACAGAGUCGGUGGUGGCCCAGCACCGGGUCCUGAUCUUCUGUCAGCUCAAGAGCAUGUUGGACAUCGUGGAGCACGACCUGCUGAAGCCCAAACUGCCCUCGGUCACCUACAUGAGGCUGGACGGGAGCGUUCCAGCCGGCCUCAGGCACUCCAUCGUCUCCAGAUUUAACAACGACCCAUCCAUCGACGUGCUGCUGCUGACCACUCAUGUUGGAGGUCUGGGCCUGAACCUGACCGGGGCCGACACCGUGGUCUUUGUGGAGCACGACUGGAACCCCAUGAGAGACCUGCAGGCCAUGGACCGGGCCCACCGCAUCGGGCAGAAACGUGUGGUGAACGUGUACCGGCUGAUCACCCGCGGGACGCUGGAGGAGAAGAUCAUGGGGCUGCAGAAGUUCAAGAUGAGCAUCGCUAACACGGUCAUCACGCAGGACAACUCCAGUCUGCAGAGCAUGGGCACGGACCAGCUGCUCAACCUGUUCACGCUGGACCAGGACGAAAUAGGCGACAAGAGCGACUCCUCUUCCUCCAAGUCCUCCAUGAAGUCGGUUCUGGACGGUCUGGGGGAACUCUGGGACCAGCAGCAGUACGACCACGAGUACAACCUGGACAGCUUCAUGCACUCCUUAAAAUAA
Knipowitschia caucasica is the source of this 5544-nucleotide messenger RNA. The record is from the annotation of a GenBank genome assembly. NCBI's taxonomy places the organism in Eukaryota, Metazoa, Chordata, Actinopteri, Gobiiformes, Gobiidae.